Galendromus occidentalis (western predatory mite) is the source of this 417-nucleotide messenger RNA. Its product is annotated as protein atonal homolog 7-like. The transcript has 4 exons. The coding region runs from base 1 to 417 and encodes 138 amino acids. Lineage: Eukaryota; Metazoa; Arthropoda; Arachnida; Mesostigmata; Phytoseiidae. The record is from RefSeq and is a predicted model, not a curated record. Gene Ontology annotation, molecular function: protein dimerization activity; DNA-binding transcription factor activity, RNA polymerase II-specific; RNA polymerase II transcription regulatory region sequence-specific DNA binding. Gene Ontology annotation, biological process: developmental process; regulation of transcription by RNA polymerase II.
AUGGAGCCCGGCGCUCACAGGGAACACCUCUUUCUGGAGCGUUUAGAGUAUAGUGACGUCUAUCGGAGAUCUCCACCGCGCAAGCGGAAACGAAAGAUAACGGAAGAUGCUGAAGAUCUCGUCGAGAAGAGAACUGCCGCCAACACCAUGGAACGUCGUCGGAUGGAGCGUUUGAACACCGCCUUGGAUCGACUCCGCGAGAUUAUCCCUGCUGCGUCCGACAAACGCGUCUCGAAGAUAAAGACUCUCAAAAUGGCGAUCGCUUACAUAGAUUAUCUACAGAAACUCCUGCUCCAUAAUGAGCCAUCGGGCUGGGAACCGCAUUUCCCCUACAAAUAUCAACAGCGGUAUUACGAAUACCCACAUCCUCACUCGCCACUUGAUGGGUCAUUGAGCUCAUAUUCCAAUCCUCAAUAA